AUGCCUCACAUGUUUCUUGAACUGCCUGGCGUCGAGACGGAGGUGGCGGAAAUUGAAGCAGCCGAAGGGGCGACAACUGCAGGCGAAGGCGUUGUGGCGGAGGCGGCGGAACAGCAGCCGGGAGCGGAUCAGAUGGCGAUCCGUGUUCUAGAACUGCGCUCGCGGGCCAUCAACAUUCCGGUGCCCGCCGUGGAGGAAGCAGAGCGCAACGACGAGCUCCUGGCUUUCAGCCUCCUGAAUCUGGUAUUUCUACCGCGCCAUUUUCGGGGGACGCUGCGCGGACCAGGAUCGGACCCGUACCGAAUCCUGGUCGUCGGCUACGGGCAGUGUCAAAUUGGUACGUUUGCUGAUAACUCUAAUGAACAUUUUAAUAGAAUCUCUCAUAUGUUAGAGAUGACUAGGAAGCAAGGGUGUACCUGCAUGAUGAUCAGCAUGUUGUCUCUUCAGAAUGCCGCCUACCAGGAUGCGGCCACCGAAGGUUCAGCACGAUGA
Molecule: messenger RNA, 492 nt
Organism: Gongylonema pulchrum
Lineage: Eukaryota; Metazoa; Nematoda; Chromadorea; Rhabditida; Gongylonematidae
Source: the annotation of a GenBank genome assembly